Fusarium oxysporum Fo47 is the source of this 7478-nucleotide messenger RNA. RefSeq lists its product as uncharacterized. NCBI's taxonomy places the organism in Eukaryota, Fungi, Ascomycota, Sordariomycetes, Hypocreales, Nectriaceae. Gene Ontology annotation, molecular function: catalytic activity. The transcript has 2 exons. Bases 1 to 7431 code for a protein of 2476 amino acids. The record is from RefSeq and is a predicted model, not a curated record.
AUGUCUCCCCAAAGACCAAGCCUACCAGGGCUCAUCACCGACUUCUCCCACGACUCACCAGACCAACUCAUAGAAGCGAUAGCCUCAACACUCUCAAUAUCGCUCAACGACAUUCUUCUCUUUGAUUCUUUCACCGAGCUAGGCGGCGAUGAAGAAGCAGCCGAACUCGUCCGUCAAACAUGUCAAAGCAAAGGCUUCGAUAUUAAAAGCGACGACAUAAUGGCGUGUCAGACGCUAGCCGAGCUUCAGACAAGAUGUACGCCAAAGUCUAGGUCUGACUCGGUAGAGUCUUAUUCUUCGUCUUCCAGCGGAAGUGUUAGGGGGGUUAGUGGUAGGGCUGCAGGGGGAACCUCAGCGGUGGACCCUAAUUUGGAGAGCUUACUUCAGUCAUUUCCCAGCGUCAGCAGCGUGUGCAUGGUCUGGCCCAGAGCAGGCCCAUUCGACGGCCAACUCGUUGCUCUUAUUAAGAUCGACCCUAGCCUCCAGCUCCAGAGCAGUAGCAGUAAAUCUCUACCUAUCGACUCUGUUAGGGACGAGAUUUCUUCACUUCGCAUGGCCGUGCAGCAGCCCCAGAUAUGGAUUCCCACCGACUUUGACUUUGACGAUAAUAAACGUGGCGCGCAAACAUGGGUGCAGAACAUGGACGAGAUUACCUACAAGGAGGUCAUGAAGCUUCAGAUUCCUACGCGACGGCGGGUGGUGAAGAGACAAAUGCCCAGGGUGGGGAGUGAGGAUUUGGAGGUGUUUCCGAUGAGUUCGAUGCAGCAGCUUUACCUGGCUGCUGUUGAGAAUGAGAGUGAGAGUGAGAGGUGGACGAAAGGGCUCAUGGUUAGGGUUAAAGGCGGUGCGGAACCGGCUGAUGUCGACGCCGCGAUUGAAGCCAUCAUCGCUAGGCAUGAUAUGCUCAGAGCACGAUUCGUUAAGGGCGAUGAGUGGAUGCAGUGUGUUACUCCCAAAGGCACGAAUUCCUACACCCUUUCGCAUCAUGUUGAUGUUGGUGAGGAUGAGAUACUCGCGCUCAUCAACGAAACCGAAGAUACGAUUGAUCCAUUCGAUGGACCGGUUUUUGCGGCAAUGUAUAUUCACAACCAGGACAAGCAGAUGCUAUACCUCGCGGCGCACCAACUCAUUCUCGAUUCACUAUCCUGGAGGAUCAUUCUCAACGAUUUGGAAGAGUUGCUCCAAAAAGGCACGCUUUUGUCGGAGGGCAGUGUGUCGUUUGAGCGGUGGAUUGAGUAUCAGGGCCAUGAGAUGGAGCAGAGGUUGUUUGAGCCGACACUUCCGUUUGAUGUCUUCUCGGCGAAUCUGGAGUAUUGGGAUCUGGAUCCGGAUGCGAAUACCUACGGAAACUCAGACCGGUUGUCUUUUCAACUCACUGCGGAACAAGCGUACUCUCUGGAGCGAUCAUCGGCGCAGGUCUUGAGAACAGAUUCGGCAGAUGUUAUACUCGCUGCACUCCUCCUUUCAUUCUGCCAGGUCUUUCCUGAUAGACUUUUACCGACGUUAUGGAAGCAGGAAAAUGGGCGGGAUGCUUCAGAGGGAGAUUUUAACAUUUUGGAAACGGUCGGGUGGUUCGCUUCACUAUGUCCAAUCGGUGUGUCUGUUGAUCCAGAGACAGAUUUGAUUGAAGUCAUCACUUUGAUCAAGGAUACAAGAAGGAGCAUACCAAGAUCAGGUGUUCCGUUCUUCAAUUCCGAGUUUUCAUCAUCUCAAGGCGCAGCGAUGAACACACCCCUCGAAAUCAUCUUCAACACUGUCGAUACUGCGAAACAGCUUCAACGAAAGAACGGAUUGUUGGAACCUAUCGCCCUACCUGGCCAAUCUCAUUUCAAGUCCACCACUGGAUCCGAUAUUGGAAGGAUCGCUCUUUUCGAAGUCUCAGCGAUGAUGGAUAACGCUGGAGGUCAGAUUGAUGUGAUGUACAGCAAGGCCUGCAAAUUCCAGGACAAGAUCCAGACAUGGAUUCAAGUAUUUGAGUAUCAACUUCUCGAAGCUAUUACGAAACUCGAAUCUCACGAACCACGACUCACACUCUCCGACAUUCCUUUAAUCCAAUCAUCAUAUCAAGCUCUUGAGCGACUCACAUCAGAUCGAAGGAUUAACGUCAAGGACAUUGAGACGAUACAGCCCAUCACACCAGCCCAGCAAGAACUCCUCAUCGCACAAUCUCAAAACAGCGAAUCCUUCCACGUCCAUGUAUCUCACGAACUCACCGGUUUGAACCACAUUAUCGAUGUUACGAGGUUGUGUGAAGCGUGGGAGGUCAUUGUUGCAAACACACCUGCUCUACGGAGUAUUUUCAUCGAUGCUGUUUCAAGAGAGGGUUUGUUUGAUCAAGUUGUGCUGAAGAAAAUCUCACCGAAUAUUCUAUUCAUUGAGACGAUGGACCCGAGAGAAGCGAUUGGCACGUUGCCGGGGUUGAAUAUGGGGUUUGGAGAGCCGAGACAUAGACUUUCGGUGUGCUAUAAUCCUGAGGGGAUGAUGGUGAGGCUUGAUGCUAGCCAGGCACUCUGCGAUUUGCCGAGUCUUCAUCUCUUGAUAGCGGAACUAAGCCGUGUCUACUCCGGUCAAGAUCCCCAGGACAAUUCAUCGCUUCAUAACACAUAUCUCCACCAGAUAGCCUCCAUCGACACAGCUUAUAGUCUUGAAGUUUGGAAAACGAGCCUUUCCUACGCAACACCAUGUAUCUUCCCGCCCCUCUCGACCACUUCAAAGGAUACGUUCCACACCGUUCCCUUUGAUCUCGACAUUCCGACCAUGCAAAUGCGCAUGUUCUGCCAACAGAACCAAGUCCACGCCCAAGCUGUUUUCCAACUUGCUUGGGCUCUCGUCUUACGUGCCUUUGUAGGCAUGGACGCUGUUACGUUUGGGUAUCAAUUCUCCGCGCGCGAUGAACAACUCCUCUGUGGGAUUGAAGAACUGGUCGGGAGUUUUGCAACCAUUCUACCGUGUUAUAUCGAACUGCCGCCUUCCGCUUCUCUGGAACAGUGUCUUGCUAUCGCGGGAGAAGGGUAUGCCAAUGCGAGGAAGCAUGAUAAUCUCACCAUGUCUGAAGUUCAGCAUGCGUUGGGGCUCAAGGAUAAGAGGCUGUUUAACACUUGCCUUUACUUUCAUGAGGAGAAUAAUCUCGUCGGGGGCGAUGAGUUGAUAACCACGCCUUUGACAUAUGGGCGCAAGACGGAUUGUGAUGUGUCCCUUACGCUUAUGUUCAUCAACGAUCGUUUACACGUCAACUUCACAUCCCGACAUCUCUCAACUUCUCAAAUUCAGAGUGUUAUGAAUAGUUUUCACUCAGCCUUAACGCAAAUCCUCACGACACCCCAAAGGCUCAUCGUGGAGACAGAUCUUCUUACAGAUAGGGACUACGCCCAACUCGUCGUUCAAGACUGGGCCACCCAAUCUCAAAAAAUCUCAUCCUGUCUCCACGAUGUUAUUCUUCAGCAUAGUCUUCUUCGUCCAGACGCAGAAGCUGUCUGUUCCUGGGACGGCGACAUAACAUACGCCCAACUCUCAACGCUCGUUUCACGCCUGAAAACAUACCUCGUCAAUCUCGGCGUCGGACCAGGAACUAUAGUCCCCGUCGUUCUCGAAAAGAACCAUUGGGCGCCCGUUAUAAUCCUCGCUGUUCUUUCAGCCGGUGCCAGUUUCGCAGCGUUGGAUUCGCAGGAUGCUAGUACGGUGAAAUCGACUAUUGAUUACCUCAAUCCUCAUAUCGUUCUGGCGACUGAGACGGCUUGGAAGGAUUUGAGUUCGUUGGCGAUCAAUCUUGUCAUUGUUAAUGAUACAUUCUUCGCAAUGCUGACGCCGUAUCUUUCGACGAUGGGACAAGAGGCAAGUCCUGACCACGCAGCGUGUGUAUUUGUCGCGCCUAAGAAAUCAAGGAGUAUUUUCUUCACGCAUGCUUCGCUACUCUCUGCAUUCUUCGCCCAAGGACCAGCGUUGAAACUCAACAGCGAAAGCCGCGUUCUUCAACUCUCAGCCUUCAACGUCGAUAUCUCCCUGGUGGAAAUUCUUGGAACUUUAGUUCACGGUGGUUGUGUCUGCAUUCCCUCAGCACACGAACGAAGUAACGAUAUUGCGAGUGCCAUGGCUCGAAUGGAUGUGACGUGGUCGUACAUGACAAGUCUUAUCGCGAGGAGCAUCCAUCCAGAUUCAGUACCGAGUUUACGAACGCUGUGUUUUCGAACGAGAAAACUGGAUCCUGAUACAUACAUGCCGUGGAUGGAAGAUCAUGAUAUUCUCCUUGCGUAUGGCGCACCGGAUAUUUGUCCCCUCGGCAUUUCAGUCACGGAAGUUGAGAAGGAUAACAGUUUGGACGUUAUUACGCCACCGGUCACGGGUCGUUUUUGGGUUCUUAAUCCUGAUAAUCCUAAGAAGCUCAUGCCUGCUGGUGCAAUUGGUGAAUUGGCCAUCGACAGUCCUCUCGUUACGCCUCAUCGCUUUGCACUGGACAGGCCUCUCGUGGCACCAGAUUUGGAGGGUGAGCGACAGAGACCUCGAUAUCUCAAGACAGGGCAUCGUGUGCGCUAUCUCGACGACGGAAACGUCCAGUUCAUUUCUAGCGUUCGCGACGAGGUUAGAGUCGGAGGUCUAAUGGUCGACGUCGCGCAAGUUGAACAACUCAUGCGUCAUUGUCUAGGCCAAGGCAUCGAUGUAGUCGUUGACUCCGUCACCAUGCGCGACACAGGUCCUUUGCUAGCUGCGUUUCUUCAACUCGGUCACGCUAUGCAACCUAAUGAGAAUCUUCACACUCUCACCCCUGAGACUCGAGAACGGACGUAUAUCGCUAAGAAGAUGUUUGAAGCAUCCCUCGAGAACCCAACGUCCAACACACGUCGUCUUCCACGACACUCUAUCCCCGCGGUCUUUAUCCCCGUUCGAGCAUUUCCAAUGUCAACGUCUUUAAAAGUCAACCGGCGAAAACUCCAGCGCAGCGUCGCUAAUCUCUCAACACACGAUGUUCUGCUUAUGUCGCACGUUCCUAACCCAGGAGAAAUCCAACGUGUAACUCUCUCGCAAAAACCUCUUCCCCUCACAGGCCCUGAAGAAAUGAUGCGAGAAAUGUGGGCAACUACCCUUGGUAUUUCUGUUUCUGCUGUGAAAGGCUCAAGUACUUUCUCAUCAGUCGGUGGGAAUAAGUACCUCGCUGCUCACCUCGUCAUCGCAGCUCGCAAAUUUGGUGUUUACAUCUCACUAUCUGAUCUGUUAGGUGAACGGUCACUUACCGAGAUAUGUCGCUCUGCCGAGUCUUCUACGAGGAAAGUCUCGGCUCGAAAACAGGUCGCGAGGAAGAUUGAUACGAAAUUCGUCAAGGAGGUCAUCGCGCCGCAGCUUGGAGUUUCUUCACCUGAUGUUCUUGACUUCACUGAGGCGUCCUCCCAACAAGUUCGCGCUCUUGAACUAGGAAUGUUUCCAAACCGAGCUGAUAUAAUCUGUCUCGCACUUCGUUUCAACGGUCCCAUUGAUGCAUCGCGUCUCGAAACAGCUUGUAAAGGACUGAGCGACAUGCAUGCUAUUCUCAAUGUAGCGUUCAUUUCGCACCUUCACAUGGCUUAUCAAGUCCACUGCGCUUCUUUCAAGCCGCCAUUCUCAACCAUUUCUUGCAGUACAGGCUCUCUUGAAGAAGUCACGCAGAAUCUUAUCAAGGAGCAUCAAUCUCUACCUUUUGACCCAACGACACCUGUUACGAACUUUACAUUCUUAAAUGCAGAACAACAAGGAUGCUUGGUUAUUCGUCUAAGUACAUCUCAAAUCGACGAUGUCGCCGCUCAUUUACUCGUUCACGAACUCACAGCUCUCUACGAAGGAGACGAUACGACUGACGUACCGAGAUCUUCGUAUCUUGACUACACGCGCGCUUCACGAGUAACGCGUGCUCAAGGUCUAGAAUACUGGAAUGUUCAACUUGAGAAUGCAAAGAUGACAAAAAUCAUCGCUCAUACACGCCCUGCUGCUCCAGCGUCUCUGUCUGAGAUUCGAACGGUAAACCAUACAACUUCUCUAGGCCAUCUAUCCUCCUACGGCAUGACUCCUGAUGCAGCGCUAAAAGCAUCAUGGGCCAUCGUCCUCUCAACACUCUCAUCCUCCCACGACGUUCUCUUCGGCGAAGUCAUCCACACUUCAACCCCGGAUAUCGUCGGUCCCAUGACAAACAUCCUCCCUGUACGAGUCCAAUUCCCUUCCAGUCACAGCACACCCCUCGAUCUCAUGAACUGCAUCCAACUCCAGCGCCAAUCCCACUCUCGCUUCGAAACAUUCGGGUUUCAAGAACUCAUCAACAAAUGCACAAACUGGCGCGCCUGUACACGCUUCAGCACCGUCCUUCAGCAUCACAUCCCUGGACCGCACGAUGGAUCGUCGACGAUGAAUAUCGACGGUGCGACGUUUACGUACAAGAUGGUAGAAGCGUGGACGAGGGACUUUCCAGAUCUUUUUGUAAGGUCGAGCAUUGAGGCGAAUGAUCGUGUUGUUCUGGAGAUCAAGUACUCUGAGGAACGACUUACUGCUGCGUUUGUGCAGAGUUGUUUGAGUUUGCUUGUUGCGGCGUGGGAGACUAUUACGCAUCCUGAGACGAUUCAUCAACCGAUGGUUCACUCGUCAGAUGAGAUUUCGAGAUCACAGAGGCAGAUCCCUUUACCUGCGAAACAACCCCCUCAAGGACCGCCCGUUGAAUCGCUUGAUGCGGCUCAACGCAGGGAUCUUCAAGUUUCUAUCGUCAAGGCCUGGGAUAAGGUCAUAAAACCUUCUUCCACAAGCAUCCCAAAAGAUAAAAUCCCCACGACACCAUUCUACGCUAUCUCUGGCUGCAUUCUUCCCGCACACACUCUCACAGCUGAACUCAACAACGUCCUCCCCGUUAGCAUCACAUUGGAAGACGUCCUCGCCCAUCCAAGCAUGCACUCUCAACUCGAGCUCCUAACACGUCUUCUCCCUCCCAAGUCAGACUCUGGAUCUUUACUCCGCCCAAAGUCAAGGUCCGGUCCCGAGCGCUCAACGACAACAGCACUUCGCAACGGGCUACGAAAUCUCAAGAACAGAAAUAGCAUGCUAAGUCUGAAAAGCAGCUGGAUCAAAAACAAGCGUCCCUCAACAGCGCACUCGGACGAUGAGCCUGUUCCCGUUAUCCCAGAGACAGUACCAGAAGCGCCCGUUCAAGAAGUCCUCUCGCCCAUCCCAACGAUUGUAAUUCCGGAGAUUGGGUCUUCAGAUACACCCGUUAGUUCAAGCGGGCCAAUGUAUGAACUCGACGGCGGUCCCGUUCUCGGCGAUAGACGAAGUAGCGGAGGAUCGUCGUGGAGAACAGUUGAAGAGGGAAGUUUGAUGAGUCCUGUCAGCCCAGUGAGUCCAGGACGGAGGGUGUCGACAUGGGGCAGUAUGUUUGAACUACCCAUGAGAGGACUGUCACCAUUUGGAAACAGGUCACCGAGAUGAUACACUCAUUGUUGAUUUCUUUUGUGGCGCUAUGCCUGUUGAGGCUG